Gadus chalcogrammus (walleye pollock) is the source of this 5266-nucleotide messenger RNA. RefSeq names its product unconventional myosin-Va. Gene Ontology annotation, molecular function: actin filament binding; microfilament motor activity; ATP binding. Lineage: Eukaryota; Metazoa; Chordata; Actinopteri; Gadiformes; Gadidae. Bases 206 to 5266 code for a protein of 1686 amino acids. The transcript is spliced from 35 exons. Gene Ontology annotation, biological process: vesicle transport along actin filament; actin filament organization. Gene Ontology annotation, cellular component: vesicle; myosin complex; actin cytoskeleton. The record is from RefSeq and is a predicted model, not a curated record.
CCUGGUAGUCCUCAGCUCCGCUGGCUCUCUGGCCCGGACAAAGUCCACCAGCACUCACAGUGAGACAUCAGCUGUCUCUUCUGCAGAUGUCAGAGCAGGGAGGAAACCAGCGGUAAUAUCCAUUUAGGAACCGUUGCGAUCCCGUUGACCUCAUUGAUGGUAAGCUGCUGUUCAUGUCUCCUGAACCUCAACAAAGCUCUUUGAGAUGGCCACGGUCGAGUUAUAUACCAAGGGCGCGACAGUGUGGAUCCACGACCCGGACGCUGUCUGGGUCUCAGCCCAGAUCCUGUUGACCUACAGAGCCGAGGACCAACACCUGCUGCUGCUGUUGAAUGAUGGCAGGGAGGCCCGCCUGCCGGCCGCGGCCCCCAGCGAGCUCCCUCUCCUGGGGAACCCCGCCAUCCUGGAGGGGGCCAACGACCUCACCGCCCUCAGCUUCCUCCACGAGCCCGCCGUGCUGCACAACCUCCGCGUCCGCUUUCUGGACUACAGCAGCAUCUACACCUACUGCGGGAUCGUGCUGGUCGCCAUCAACCCCUACGACCAGCUGCCUGUGUACGGCAAGGAGGUGAUCGACGCGUACAGCGGCCAGGACAUGACCGACAUGGAGCCCCACAUCUUCUCCGUGGCCGAGGAGGCCUACCGCACCAUGACCAGGGAGGAGGAGAACCAGUCCAUCAUCAUCAGCGGGGAGUCGGGGUCGGGGAAAACCGUCUCCGCCAAGUUCACCAUGCGCUACCUGGCCGUGGUGGGGGGGGCCUCGGAGCAGACCAGCGUCGAGGAGAGGGUGCUGGCCUCCAACCCCAUCAUGGAGUCGAUUGGAAACGCUAAAACCACUCGCAACGACAACAGCAGCCGAUUCGGAAAAUACAUCGAGAUCGGCUUCGGGGUGACGGGGGAGAUGUUCGGGGCCAACAUGCGGACCUACCUGUUGGAGAAGUCCAGGGUGGUGUUCCAGGCUCCGUCGGAGAGGAACUACCACGUCUUCUACCAGCUGUGUGCCUCCCGGGCGCUGCCCGAGAUGAGAGCUCUUAGACUCGACUCUGCAGAGCAGUUCCGCUACACCAACCCGGGAGGAGACGUGGAGAUACCGGGGAACGAUGACAAGGCAGACCUGGAGCGCACCCGCAAGGCCUUCACCGUCCUUGGGGUGCCGCCCCACCAGCAGAUGGAGCUCUUCACCAUCCUGUCAGCUGUGCUGCACUUGGGGAACGUCGACAUCCAGGCCAGCGGCAGAGGGGGCGAUCGCAGUUACAUCGACCCAGCAGACAGUUCCCUGGCCGUCUUCUCCAUGCUGUUAGGAGUGGACGGGCCCCAGAUGGCUCACUGGCUGUGCCACCGCCGGCUGGCCGUUGGGGGAGAGACGCUGGUGAAGCCCAUGGCCGGUCAGCGAGCCCUGGAGGCCCGGGACGCCCUGGCCAAGCACAUCUACGGCCAACUCUUCACCUGGACGGUGCACCGGCUCAACGCCGCCCUGCACGCCCCCCGCCGCCGGCCCAAGUCCUUCAUCGGGGUGCUGGAUAUCUACGGGUUUGAGACCUUUGACCGAAACAGCUUUGAGCAGUUCUGUAUAAACUACGCCAACGAGAAGCUGCAGCAGCAGUUCAACCGGCAUGUGUUCCAGCUGGAGCAGGAAGAGUACGUCCGGGAGGAGCUGGCCUGGAGCAGGAUAGAGUUCAGCGACAACCAGCCCUGCAUCGACCUGAUCGAGGGACACCUGGGACUGCUGGACCUGUUGGAUGAGGAGGGCAGGAUGCCAAAGGGCUCCGAUGAGAACUGGGCGAUGAAGCUGUACGACCAGCACUACUGCUCCAACCCUCACCCGUACUUCAGUAAGCCUCGGCUCUCCAACAGCGCCUUCAUCCUCCUGCACUUCGCCGAUGAAGUUCAAUAUGAGUGCGGUGGCUUCCUGGAGAAGAACAGAGACACCGUGUUUGAGGAGCCUAUCAAUAUCCUCAGAGCGAGUCAGUCAGAGCUGGUGGCCGAGCUCUUCCAGCAACCUGCCCCGGGGGACUGUGAGGCCGUGGCAGGCGGGACUUCCUCCUCUCCGACCAAUGGGAGCCUUCGAUCAGGGAGGAGGAGCCACAAGGAGCACAAACUGACCGUGGGAUUUCAGUUCCGCCAGUCGCUGCAGCAGCUCAUGGGCACGCUGAACAGCACCACCCCUCACUACGUCCGCUGCAUCAAGCCCAACGACCUGAAGGAGCCCUUCCUGUUUGACCCCAGGCGGACGGUGCAGCAGCUCCGGGCGUGCGGGGUUCUGGAGACGGUCCGCAUCAGCGCGGCCGGUUUCCCCUCCAGGUGGACGUACGGGGACUUCUUCCAGCGCUACCGCGUGCUGCUGCGGGGGGCCGCCCCCCCCCGAGACCAGGAGCCGGUCCAGGCGGCGUGCCGGCGCGCCCUGCCCCGGCUCCUCCCCGACCCGGAGCGGUACCGCUUCGGCCGGACCAAGGUGUUCCUCCGGGCGGGGCAGGUGGCCGUGAUGGAGCGGCUGCGGGCGGAGAGGCUCCGGGGGGCCGCGGUGGAGGUCCAGCGCCGCGCCCGGGGCUGGCUGGCCCGCCGGCGCUACGGCCGCGUCCGCUGGGCGGCCGCCACCCUGCAGAGGCACUGCAGGGGGGCGCUGGGCAGGAGGCUGGCCCUGACGCUGCGCUACACGCGGGCCGCCCUGGUGGUGCAGAAGACGUACCGCAUGGUGGCCGUGCGCCGGCUGUACCUGACCAUCGGCCGCGCGGCGCUCACCGUCCAGGCCUUCACGCACGGCAUGUUGGCACGGCGACGGCACAGGGAGGCGCGGGCAGAGCGCGCGGCGGUGCGGCUGCAGGCGGCGGUGCGCGGCUGGCUGGCGCGGCGUGCGUACGGGCGCGUGCGCCGCGCCGUGGUGCUGGCCCAGUGCUGCGCCCGGCGCCGCGCCGCACACCGCCGCCUCACGGCGCUGAAGGCGGAGGCGCGGACGGUGGAGAAGGUCCGGCAGCUGAACAAAGGGAUGGAGGUGAAGCUGAUGCAGCUGCAGCUCAGGGCCGACCAGGAGGCCCGAGACAGCGCCUCCCUCAGGGAGACCCUGCUCUGUGAGCGGGUCGCCCACGCAGCCGGGCUGGCGGGCCUCCAGCGGGACGUCCGGAGGCUGGAGAGACAGAGGGGGGAGGAGGAGGCGGCCCGAGCCCCGCCCGCCGCCCCGGAGGCGGAGCUAGAGGAGAGGAGGCGGGCCGAGGAGAGGGCGGCCCAGGAGACGCUCAGACUCACCCAGGACAGGCAGGCCCUGCUGUCGGAGAGGGACCUCCUGCUGAGAGAGAAGGAGGAGCUCUCGUCCUGCCUACAGGAGCUGCAGCAAACACAAGACGAGUGCGUACGGCAGGCUGUAUCCCGGUCGGGGGCGGAGCUGAGGGCGGAGCUUGAGGAGGAGCGCAGGAAGUACCAGGGUCAGCUGCGGGAGUUCACCCGCCUGGAGCAGAGAUACGACAACCUCCGGGAGAUGAGCCAGCUCACCGAGCGCGCCCAGGGCCACAGACGGACGGACUCCAUCCAGAGCCUGGGCUCGGAGCCCCUCUCCCCGGGGCCCGCCUCCCCCGGGCCCGCCUCCCCCGGCCUCCCCCCUCUCUCCCCCUUCUCCCUCCCGUCCGGGGGGGCGUUCCCCGAGGCGGUCGACAGGGUCAGUGUCUCCGGAACCCCCGGGUCCCCAGGACCCCCAGAACCCGUCCCGGACCGGGGGCCCCCAGCCUGGGGCCCCCGUUGGCUCAUGGACCCUCUGAUGGAGAGGAUGGGCGUGGCCAAAGCCUCCACCACACAGAUGAGCGGCGAGGACCUGGGACACGCCUACGACGCCGUGCGGGUCGCCAACAAGUUCCUGGAGGUGCAGCUGAGCAGCCAAUGCAGGCAGUUGGAGGAGGAGCUGCAGGCUGCCAGGACGCUGGCUGGCAGGCCUCCGAGUGGCCGUCCCGCCACUGCACAGCAGGAGGAUGUACUUGAGAUGUUGGAGGUUCGGGAGCUGGAGUGUGUGAGACUAAGGAGGGAACUGAAGGAGCUUCGAGCCACAGUCACCCUGAGAAGACUGUUAGCACAAACCGGUACGAUAUGGCCCGUGAUACGUACGUCCAUAAAGCAAAGCAAUCCCCAGGACCCGCGAGGCCUCCUGGAGGUUCGGAAGCGAGAGGAGGCCAAGCUCAUCAAGAACCUCAUCACAGACGUGCGCGUUGACAGCGCUCUGUCCCUCCCGGCCGGGCUGCCGGCCCGCGUGUUGUUCCUGUGCGUGCGUCACACCGACCGCGGCGGAGACCACGACCGCACACGCUCCUUCUGCAGCAACGCCGUCACCGCCAUGAAGGCAGCGCUGAAGAAGCACUCCAGUGAUGUCAAUAUGACCGCUCUGUGGCUGAAAAACGCCUGCCUGCUGAAUGAUCUGCUGAUGCAACAUUCACCCAAAAAGGCGGGGACCCCAGGCUCAGAGGGGCGGGCACCCCUGACCUCUGACCUCUCUGACGUGAGCCACGCCCUGAGCAGCCUCUGCAUCCAGGCCUACCAGCAGCUGCUGUCCCUCACCCAGGCCCGCCUCCACCCCAUCAUAGUCCCGGCCAUGCUGGAGAGCGAGGCCAUCGCGGGGCUGACGGGGACCGGCGGCCGACCCCCCGCGUCCCGCCGGCGGGCGGGCUCCUCGGAGCCCCGGGACCCCCCCACCGUGGCGGCGGUGCUGCGGGAGCUGGGGGCCCUCCACGGGGCCCUCAGCCGGCAGGCCGCACCCCCGGCCCUGACGGAGCAGGCCUUCCGCCAGCUGACCUACGUCAUCGCCGCCGCCGCGCUCAACAGCCUCCUGCUGAGGAACGACCUCUGCUGCUGGAGGCGCGGCCUCCAGAUACGAUAUAACAUCAGUGUGUUGGAGGAGUGGCUGCGGAGCCACAACCUGCAGGCAGGGGGCGCUGUGGCGGAGCUGGAGCCGCUCAUCCAGGCGGCUCAGCUGCUGCAAGUCGGGAAGAAGACAGAGGCGGACGCAGAGGCGCUGGUCGAGACCUGCAAUGUACUAUCCAGCCAGCAGAUCCUGAAGAUCCUCAAACUCUACACGCCACAAAGCGACCUCGAAGAAAAAGUCACUCUGAAUUUCAUACGCUCCGUUCUGAGCGUCCUGAAGCGGCGCUCAGACGGCCGUCCUCCGCAGCUGGUGAUGGACGUGGGCCACGUGUACCCCGUCACGCUGCCCUACCUGCCCCCCCCGGAGCUCCACGCCGGUCAGCUGGACAUCCCCGACGCCCUGAAGAUCUCCUUCCUCCGCAGGGCCUGA